UCAAAUAUGUGUGAAACCGUGAAAAUACGUUACUCGAUCGGUUGGAUGUGAAUAAAAGAGGGUCCUUUAGGCUAAAGGGACCAAGAACAUAAUUAGAAUCUCUCUCUCACACUCUCUCUGUCUCUCUCUCAAAAUGGCAGGACGAGUGGCCUUCUCUGCUGGACUCUGUGCCCUUAUUGUUAUUGUACUUGUCCAUGAGAGUUGCAGUGCAGAGGAUGGUCAUCUCUGUGCUCCUUCUUCCUGCGGCGACAUCCAUAACAUAAGCUAUCCCUUUCGAUUACAAGACCAUCCACAAAACUGCGGCCACCCAAAUUAUACACUGUCUUGUGAGAAGAACCAAACAGUUUUACACUUAUUUGCCGGAAAAUACUACGUACGUCAAAUCAAUUACCAAAACUACACAAUCCGAGUGGUAGACUCUGGUAUUGAUGAGGUAUCCAUCCCUCGUCAUUUUCUAAACCGCAAGAAUUUCAGUGACUGGGUUCCAUAUACCACGAAUGAAACUCUAUCAAAGGGUGUGGUUUUUGUGAUGUGUGAAAAUCCGGUGAAUUCUCCAUUCUAUUUGAAGACUUCAACUUGCUUUAGGAAUAUUGGAGAGUAUUCUUCCAAGAUGUAUAGAUAUGUUAAAGUCGGCAGAACGAAUGCAGAGGAUGUAGAGGACUCGUGCCAAGUAGAUCGAAUGUUUCUGACAUCGUUGCCUCGAGAUGAUGACCGACAUGUUUCCUGUUCAGACGUCCGCAACGAAUUGGUAUAUGGUUUUGAGCUUUCAUGGCGCCCCAACGAAUCGGCUCGAGAUGGUUUUGUGCUUGGAGGAGACGAUUGCUACAUCAAUGAGGCGAAUCGGCUCGAGAUGGUUCAUUGUUCUGGAAUAAUAGGUGAGUAA
Corylus avellana is the source of this 883-nucleotide messenger RNA. Lineage: Eukaryota; Viridiplantae; Streptophyta; Magnoliopsida; Fagales; Betulaceae. The record is from RefSeq and is a predicted model, not a curated record.